Molecule: messenger RNA, 1611 nt
Organism: Cryptococcus deneoformans JEC21
Lineage: Eukaryota; Fungi; Basidiomycota; Tremellomycetes; Tremellales; Cryptococcaceae
Product: opsin 1, putative
Exons: 5
Coding region: 467-1453 (328 amino acids)
Cellular component (GO): endoplasmic reticulum; plasma membrane
Source: RefSeq, a predicted model, not a curated record
UGGUUCCCAGUCAAGCUGCAAUAGGGCUGCAUAACAACAUGAGAGGAGAUGCCCAUCCGGUGCUUACAGGCGAAAAACUGAAUGAACGAUUCAUCCAUGCUGCUAAAGAAAUGCCUGCGCUGGAAAAUGAUUACUGUCCCUUGUAAGCGCAGUUUUCAUGUGGGCCGGUCUUGGAUGAUUAUUGGUGGAAGAUGUGGUCCGAUGAUGCUAGGCGCAGGUCUUCGAUGACGCACAUGAAUGUACCUUGCAUUCCCGAGUUCUGCCCCUUUGCUUCGGAAUUGGGACUUUGCGAGGACUGCAUGGUACGGCUGCUGUUAGCAUACGGGCUUGCCGCCCACGGUGCGUUUGUCAGAUGACGGCACUUGGCACCAUCAUCGGGAGAAUCCUCUUCAAUAUAUAGGUGCUGCUGAGCACAUACCCAACCGCCUUUCCCACUUUCGUAGUUAUUCAGUGAUCACUAGCCAGGAUGGAUUACUUCGCAGAGUUCAGGCCUACCACUACCAUUUCUGUCAACCCUCCCGGGGGCACAAACACCCACCACCCGGGUCCUCACCAUUCUCACCAUUUGCCCUUGCCCACCGCACCUUUCCCAUCAGCUACCCCAAGGUUUUUACAUGCCACUCGUGUCGGCCAUGUCUCAGUCUGGGUAUUCACUGCAUUGUUCAUCGCCGGUUUGGUGGUUGCAUUGGUCUUAACUAGUAGGACUCAGAAGAAGAACCGUUUAUUCCAUGGUAUCUCUGCCGUCAUCCUCACCGUCUCCGCCUUAACCUACAUGUCCUUGGCGACCCAUAUCGGAUCCACCUUUGUUCCCAUUUACGGUCCUCCCGGUCACCACGAACCUCUCGUUCACUUCUUCCGUCAAGUAUUCUCGAUCCGCUACAUUGACGCUGCCAUCACUGGUCCUCUCACCAUUCUUGCUCUUUCUCGCUUGGCAGGAGUCAGUCCCGCUACAGCGUUGAGUGCCGCUCUCGCCCAGUUGGUUGUAGUAUACUCUGCUUGGGCUGCAAGUGUCGGUGGCGGUUGGCCGUGGGGUAAGCACGGGAAAGGUGCGGGGACCAAGUGGGCUUGGUUCGCAGUUGCCGAUCUUGCAUUCUUGGCCGUCUGGACCGUGCUUCUCGCCAAAGGUCGAAAAGCCUCCGUUCACAGAGCUCGCCCUACUCAAGGCUUGUUCUACCUUCUCUCCUCCAUGAUCAUCUUGAUUCACAUCGGCCAAGGCGUCAUCUGGAUCCUCACUGACGGCAUUAACCUCAUCAGUGUUAACGCUGAGAUCAUCAGCUACGGUAUCAUGGACGUUGCCGCCAAGAUCGGUUUCACUCACCUUCUUUUGUUGCUUCACAAGAGCGAUGAGGAGGGUCCUUGGACCUUGCCUGCUUGGUGGGCUGAAGACCCUGAAGGUGCCGGACCCGAUGGUCGAGGUAUCUAUGGGGCUGUUACCAGCGUUGGUUCUGACUAGUCCAUGAGUGGCAGUUGGUGGCCGAAACUGUGACGAAAGAAACCGGUGCUAGGAAAGAGAAGAGAAUAUGUAUGAUAGUAGAUGAAAAUGAGUGAUAAUGUCGCAAUGUACACGAACAAGAGAUGACUUAUGUUCAGCAAUUAUGCAGAUGUUCCUAU